CAUCUGCCUGGACCGCGGAUCUUUCCGCGACUGGGCUGAAGGCGGCCGGGGCUGCGGGUCCAGAUGCACGUCUGUCUUCUUGAUGCAGGUGAUAGUUGAAAAGGUCUCUGGCUCUCAGAUCGUGGACAUUGACAAGAGGAAGUACCUGGUUCCCUCUGACAUUACCGUGGCUCAGUUCAUGUGGAUCAUCAGGAAGCGGAUCCAGUUGCCCUCUGAGAAGGCAAUAUUUCUCUUCGUAGACAAGACUGUCCCGCAGUCUAGCUUAACCAUGGGACAGCUUUAUGAGAAGGAGAAGGAUGAAGACGGCUUCUUGUACGUGGCUUACAGUGGAGAAAACACCUUUGGUUUCUGAUUUCAUCUCCUUCCUGCUGUUUUGUAAAUAGCCUCUUGUUCUUUCAUCAUGACCCUGAGGCGCACAUUUCAUUUGUCACUGGGUUGAUUUAAUAUAUUGAUAGAUUUUUGUUUGUUAGCCUAGUAAUUUAUAAAAGUUUAUUUUUCCAUUGCACAUGUAGCCAUAGCUGUAAAUUUCAUUGCAUCCUUCCUCUGGGACACAUUUAAUGGCAUUAUUCAAACAUGGAUGCAAUCAUAGAUAAGGAAUUAAAAAUGAUGGGAGAGGGAUUUUGAAAUUAAUAUUUGCAUAAUAAUUAAUAACUACAGUUUCAAAGAAAUAGCUUCUGUAAUAUCCUUAAGAGUCUAAGGAUGCUGAUAUGUUUAUCUUGGUUAGCGUGUUGCUUUUACUGAAUUUUGCUUAAGAAAGCAACAAUUAAAGUUACUGUCAC
Molecule: messenger RNA, 779 nt
Organism: Python bivittatus (Burmese python)
Lineage: Eukaryota; Metazoa; Chordata; Lepidosauria; Squamata; Pythonidae
Source: RefSeq, a predicted model, not a curated record